Messenger RNA from Rubroshorea leprosula, 1260 nucleotides. The record is from the annotation of a GenBank genome assembly. NCBI's taxonomy places the organism in Eukaryota, Viridiplantae, Streptophyta, Magnoliopsida, Malvales, Dipterocarpaceae.
UGAAUAACAACUGAGGAAGAAGAAAAGCUUCGAGCUUUCGGUAUCAAAAGCAAAGCCGCCAUUACAGACUUUGUUCAAGAAAAGGAGAAGAAGGAGAAUGGGGCUCGGAAAUCCUUCACGAUGGACUAGUUUUGGCAAAUUAUUACUUAGAGACUCAUUCUCAAUUUUCAAAUUCCUCUGCUUUCUUCACGUUACCGAUAACUAUCUCGUCUACCAAGUUUUUGCUUACGGUCCCAGUAUGAUUCCAACAAUCAAUCCGUCCGGCGAGUUGCUCUUAUCCGAGCGCAUCUCUCCCAAGAUGGGCAAAGUACACCCCGGAGACAUUGUGAUCAUACGGUCGCCUCUGGUUCCUAAGAGACUGUUGACAAAGCGGCUGAUUGCAAUGGAGGGUGAACGGAUCACCUACGUUAUCAACCCCAAGAACAGUGAUACAUGCAACACUGUUGUGGUUCCAAAGGGUCAUGUUUGGGUUGAGGGAGAUAACAUCUACGAGUCAAUGGAUUCAAGAUAUUUUGGUUCUAUUCCUUAUGGCCUUAUUACAGGCAGAGUGUUUUGGAGGGUAUUUCCAUUUAAAGAUUUUGGAUCAAUGGGGCCUAGAGAAAAAUAAGUGACAGAAUAAUUAUAGAAAAGCAAUAAUGUUCAACAUGAUGGUUCAGACUUCACAUCAUACCUGUGGCGUUGCAUUGUAAUACACAAUUGAACACUUUCAAUAGCAUAUCUUGAGGCGGCCUUUUACACCAAAGAAUAAAUUUGACUCCAGGUUGGAUAGUGUUUGAACCCUCCUAGUCGAAGUCUUGAGUUGUGGUUACAACUUUUUGAAGCCCCUCUAAUCAGGAAUUGGACAUUUUUCUUCAUAAUGGAUUUGCUUGCUGAGUUGAUGUCUCUACACCCUAUAACAUGGUCAUUUCCGCCACUUCAGUUUUACAACAAUGUUCUUUUGUUCUGAUCAGUUUUCUACAUCCAUUGAUGUUUUUAAAACAUAGAUAAAAAGUUUGAUGUAUUCAGGUUAAAUUCAUUUAGCCUUGUAUACUUUAAAGACUGCGAAAGCCACCUGAAUAAGGAUGUGCAGUUGCAAAUCUAAGCUACAUGCUCAUUUUUCCUGAAUUGACAAUGUGAUUUAGUGGGAAGAAGCGAUUCUGGCCUUGAUUCUGUGUACACUUUUUGUGGCAAAAUUCCAGCCAUGUCAUCUCUGCUCCGAUCAUGUUCAUCUGCUUUUUCAUAUUUUGAUUGCAUUUUACCAAGUCACAACAGAUGAAUUCC